This is a messenger RNA of Mercenaria mercenaria, 430 nucleotides long. RefSeq names its product guanylate-binding protein 3-like. Lineage: Eukaryota; Metazoa; Mollusca; Bivalvia; Venerida; Veneridae. Gene Ontology annotation, molecular function: GTPase activity; GTP binding. The record is from RefSeq and is a predicted model, not a curated record. The transcript is spliced from 4 exons. The annotation marks the transcript as partial.
CGCACUUGGUAAAAGCGGAAGUUGAUGGGUGAUCGAGAUGUAAAUAAUUCCGAAAGCGAUAAAAUUCGCUUGAUUUCUUCAAAAAUAGCGUUCUUUGGUGGGGAUUUCUUGUUGUCAUUGUUAAAUAAAUGAACCAUGGCUUCAAACACAAACUAUUUUGAAGACUUGGGAUCGGAAAUGUAUGAGGAUGAUAUACAGGUCGUAGAUAAUAUGAAUACCCUUUCGAUAAGAAAACGUGUUAGCAAAAUUGACCUGUUUAAAAAGCCAGAACGUUUGAUUUAUACUGACGACAACGAACUACUUGAGAUUGAUGGGAAUGUGUUAUCUGCGCUCUCAGGUAUUGACAAGACAAUCAACGUUGUUGGGGUAUGUGGUUCGUACAGAACUGGAAAGUCAUAUCUUAUGAAUUGUAUAGCUGGAGAGAAAAAGG